This is a messenger RNA of Dufourea novaeangliae, 2348 nucleotides long. RefSeq names its product nuclear pore complex protein DDB_G0274915-like. The record is from RefSeq and is a predicted model, not a curated record. Gene Ontology annotation, molecular function: metal ion binding. Lineage: Eukaryota; Metazoa; Arthropoda; Insecta; Hymenoptera; Halictidae. The transcript has 6 exons. The coding region runs from base 241 to 2040 and encodes 599 amino acids.
CUUAGUUAGUAUUAAUAAUCUGUGAGAAAAAGUACUUCAAAUUCAACACAUAUAUAGGUACACGUUUCUUAAAAAGGCAUUUGGUAGAAAGUCUGUAUUGAUCUGUAUCAUUGAUAUAAGUUACGCACUUUAAUGUGGUUUAAGUGAAUUUUUUUAAGUUGUUAUAACGCGACAGUUUUGUGACGGAAGACGUAGUGUUGGCAUGUUUACAACAAAGUAGCCUGUCAGAUCACGUAUACAAUGGUUGUUUGCAAAUAUUAUCGGCAAGGCAAUUGCCGCUUUGGACAGUAUUGUCAAUUCGAACAUAUAAAUACAUUUGGAAGUACUCCGAAAGUUGACUCUUAUAAUCAGGAUGAAUUUACGGCGGUGGCAGUUGCAAAGGAAGUACUCUGUGCCGAGAGGGGAGGCCAAUGGCUUUUAUCGUGCUUUGCACCCCUCAAACAGAAACCACCUAUUCCUGGUAUGGAAGAUUUAUCUCCAGAAGAAGUAAGAUGGGAGAUGUAUCAGGCACAAAAGAAUGGGAUGGUGGAACAGGCAAAACUACGUUUUCAACAACUGUGUCAAGAUAUAAAGGCAAAAAGAGAUGCAUUGAAGAAUCCUACUCGUGAGACAAUUGAGAUGCUUAAAGAGCUCCAGGGAACAGGUCAGAAAAGUCUUCCUGGAAGUACACCAACUUCUAAUGUAUUCGGGAAUAAAACAUUUGGAAGUCAAAGCAGCCCCUUCAGUGGAGGUUUCACUCCUAUUAGUAGUACAUCAAUAUUUGGAAGGACCACUACAUCCAAUCCUGUAUUUGGUGGGACUCCUAAUUUUGGUAGUGGAUUGGGCUUUGGUAGUGGAACCAGCACUAACUCUGUCUUUGGUGGAACUACAAGUACUACUACUACAUUCAAUACAGGACAAACUGCACAGGCUUUUGGGAAUACUAGUUCUAUUUUUGGGGCAGGAGCAUCCCAGUCUGUUUUUGUACAGCCCAGCGUGUUUGGAGCAUCUAGUUUAGUCAACAACGCAUUCGCUAGGCCUCAAACGUCGCAAGCAGCGACACCAGGAUUCAGUGGAGUGACCUCCGCCCCAUCCUUAUUUAGCAUUUCUACUUCUCAAUCUAGUUCUUCCAUGUUUGGGGGAGCUAAAACGUCUACGGCCAAUCUAUUUGGUAGUUCCGCGACUUUACAGACUACUAACUCAGUGUUCGGAACAACAGCUCCAUCUGGGGCAUUCAGUUCUGGUAUGUUUUCUCAGUCGAAGCCUGCAUUUGGAGGAGCACCCGUUUUCGGUAGCGCAGCAAAUUUUGGAAAUGCAAAUGGACCUAUGUAUGGUGAACAACCGGCAUUUGGUGCCUCUAACAUUUUCGGCGGAAGCAAUACUAACGCCCCGACUUUUAGUUCGGCUGCUCAAUCUACAAAUACUUUCGGAGCUACCGCGUCUACGUCGUCUGCUGUAAACUUAUUUGGAAAUAUUCAGACUACACCUGCUAUCUCUACGUCUAAUGCAGCUCCGUUCGGUACAGCCACUCCCACAACCAGUAGUCCUUUUGCUUCUGGAACAUCACAGUUUGAAGCUAACAGUUCAACCGCUAGUCCUUUCUCAAGGACCACGUUUGGCAUAACCACCUCUGCCAAUGAAACUGUUGGUACUACGGUUACAUCAUCCACCAUACCAUUUGGUAUCACAAAUACUGGACUCGGCUUUGGAACCUCUAGCACUACGACCUCUACAUUUGGUGAGGUGAAAAAUUCACCUUUUGCUACCACCAAUACUACAGCCACGACUACAACUACCAAUCCAUUCGCACUAAGGACACAGCAGAUCACUUCACCGUUCGGUAAUUUUACACAAAGUCAAUUGGCUAAUACUACCACCGUGUCCACCAGCGGACCAUUUGGUAAAUCUCCAUUUAGCGUCACUAUGACCGUCGCUGUCGUCGAUGACAGCGUUUACUCGGCAGUAGAUCAAUUGACUGACGACGAGAAGAGCAUGUAUAUGGCAGAGAAGUUUGCCUUCGGUAAAAUUCCGUUGAAACCACCUCCCAAAGACAUGAGAUAACAGAAUGCGUGAAUGCUUCGAUGGAAUGUUUACGCGCUGUGAUAUUGAUUUCCUAUACAACUGCGAUUAAGAUAUAUCUCGCAGGAUUAUAGUGAUAAAAAUAAUAUAUUUGGUGUUAGUAUGUCUCGUUUUGAUAGAACCCAAUGACAUGUUCCGUUUAUGAUCGUUUUAAAUUGUAACGAAAUAAAUUAGAUAGUAAAAUUAAUUAGAUUCCUAUAGUGAAUUCCAACUGACUCAUAAUGUGAGACACAAUUAAAUAAAUAGUGAAUAUCUAUGUAUAUAUAAAUCAAUCUGUUUUAAUUUAAUCA